Fomitiporia mediterranea MF3/22 is the source of this 810-nucleotide messenger RNA. RefSeq lists its product as uncharacterized. NCBI's taxonomy places the organism in Eukaryota, Fungi, Basidiomycota, Agaricomycetes, Hymenochaetales, Hymenochaetaceae. The transcript is spliced from 3 exons. The record is from RefSeq and is a predicted model, not a curated record. The coding region runs from base 1 to 810 and encodes 269 amino acids.
AUGAAACCUGUGGCGGCGAGUUUCACUCGUGAACACGGCUCUAUACUUAGAGCGAGAUUAGAUAUGAUUGCGAACGGAGGAGAACAGACGAGCGCGCAAGCUAAUCCCACAUGGUCGAUAGAACCGGUGCUGUUCUCGUGCCUUGUAAGUUGUCCGGAUAUGUGGAUGUCAAGUCACGAUGCGGCCGUAUCCUCUCUACCUGCUGACAGUGAUGAAAUACGAGUCUCGACUGGACUGGACCACCUUCGCACGUCGAUACUGCCGUACCCUUAUAGUUGCAUUCGGGAUAACGGAAGGGUUGGUAAAGGCUUUUGUGCCAGCAGCGCUUCGGAGGCAGUCCAGAAGCCAAUGCCACCCCAACGCACAAGCCCGACAAUCCGAGGGUCGUUAGAUUUACCACAAUCAGGAUACCGGGAAGACUCAAUAGUAGUUCGGACCGGAAGCAAACUGGAAUUCGAGUGCUGUAGUCUAAGACGGAACGAGCCGAGCUCGGGCUGGAUGUCAGAGGAUCGCAAUUCGGAGAUGACACGGACCGGACCGGAUCCAGGGCUCUCACGCGCCAUCGAGAGCUUUUCAAUGACACUGCUAUUCGAAGGUUAUGAUGUACUCGGAAUGCUUCAUGUGCCACUGUCCGGAGUCAACUCCAACCUAGUCCGAGCUCAGAUGAUUGAUUUUGAAGUGAUGUCUUGUCUGACUGCAGCGCAGCUCGUGAGAGACAACAGUCCAGUUUGCCUUCGCAUCUUUACCUCCGACGCAUUGAUAGAUGCCAUCUCGCAGUGUGACCUCGCAGUAAUAGUGAUGGACUGGUAG